Molecule: messenger RNA, 495 nt
Organism: Prunus armeniaca (apricot)
Lineage: Eukaryota; Viridiplantae; Streptophyta; Magnoliopsida; Rosales; Rosaceae
Source: the annotation of a GenBank genome assembly
AUGCAUCUGGAAUCUGCAACUCUACCUAGUUGUAAUACUUUUGGAAAUGAAACUGAUCGUCUGGCGCUGCUGGACUUGAAGAAAAGAAUCACUCAAGAUCCUCUCCAUGUCAUGAGCUCAUGGAAUGAUUCCCUUCAUUUCUGCAAUUGGGUUGGCGUUACAUGCAACCGUUGCACCAAAAGAGUUGUGAUUUUGAAGCUGACUGCUCAAAAAUUGGCAGGCUCCUUACCAAAAUCUAUAGGAAAUCUUUCUCACCUUACCAAAAUCGACCUGAGGAACAACAGCUUUGCUGGUGAAAUUCCUCAAGAAAUAGGUCGUCUUGGAAGCCUGCGAUCUCUCAACCUGUCUCGGAAUUCCUUUGGCGGCAAAAUUCCAAGCAACAUAUCUCACUGUGCACAACUAAGAGCGCUUCGUUUAUCUUUCAAUGAGCUUAUUGGAUCCAUUCCGAACCAAGUCAGUUCAUUGGUGAAUUUACAAAGGAGUACUUCCCUUUGA